AUGUCUCCGUCUGAGGAUCGUAUCACCCGGCCCACAGAUCCCGAUGAUCUUGUCCUGGAGGCCUGGGGACAGGGCCUGAUGGUCGGUUCCCUGUUGGUGAUGGCCGCGGUGACCUUUGCGAACAUGAAGAGACACAUUCUGUUGCAUAAACUGAUUUUUGCCGAGCUUAUUCUCGCGAUGGCCCAUGGCACCUUCAUCUUCCCCAAAGAACCCGCCUACGGAUGGUACCUCUCCUGCAGUGCUAUCGGACUGAAUGUGUCCUGGACUCUACAUAAUGUCAUUGCGUGGAUGAAGAAUAAGCCAUUCCUGAGCCGCAGGGUUUCACAAGCUUAUAUCAUCACGGUCCUAUUAGUCCAGCCAUACUGGGUGCUAGAAAUCUACGCCAAUUUUACCUACUUCAAUAAUAUUAAUAAAAUCUUCCUCACGACAAGGCCAAUGGAGCCUCUCUUCCGAGACCCCUGGUGGGUCUUCACCACCUGUUCACUCUUCUACACCAUUAAGCGCUUGUACAACUUUGGCAUCAUUGAAUUGGUGACUGUGAGCCCGCGAUUCGGGAUAAUGCUAGCAUCAAUGUGCCUUUCCAUAGUGUUCAUAAUCAUCGAUACCUGUGUCGUUCUGAACGCCUUCCCAGCACAUACGCUCCCUACUGGAGUUGAACCAUUCUGGAAGCUAUCAUUUAUCUUCAAAUGUCUCUGCGAUACCGUCAUCCUCGACGACUUCAAGACUGCACUUGAUCGAAUGCGAAACUACUGGCUACGGAAACGGGCAAUGAAUGGUGAAGUCCUUCUUCCAGAAACCCAAUAUGGACAUGGCAGUCGCAGACAUGAGGGGGAUGACAUCGAAGCAUUUGGCAGCGGGAGACGGGGCAGCGAACUCAGAAAGCCCGAUUCGGCGGUUCCGCGAGUUCAGACAAGGGAAGAUGUGGGUAUACCUCUUUGA
This is a messenger RNA of Aspergillus caelatus, 939 nucleotides long. RefSeq lists its product as uncharacterized. The transcript has 4 exons. The coding region runs from base 1 to 939 and encodes 312 amino acids. The record is from RefSeq and is a predicted model, not a curated record. Lineage: Eukaryota; Fungi; Ascomycota; Eurotiomycetes; Eurotiales; Aspergillaceae.